Molecule: messenger RNA, 822 nt
Organism: Fulvia fulva
Lineage: Eukaryota; Fungi; Ascomycota; Dothideomycetes; Mycosphaerellales; Mycosphaerellaceae
Product: Zinc-type alcohol dehydrogenase-like protein
Exons: 6
Coding region: 1-822 (273 amino acids)
Molecular function (GO): oxidoreductase activity
Source: RefSeq, a predicted model, not a curated record
AUGGCAGGCACCUGCAAGCAGUGGAGCGUGAUGGGCCAUGACGGCACAAAUUCGCUUCAUUGCGGCCAAGUGCUUGUUCAGGAUAGGACAUUCCACACCAUUCAUGGAAUGGCAACCCGGACUGACAUUGUAGUGCACUAUCCGUUCGAUCUGAAGCCCAAUGUUGUGCCUGGAUCAGACGGCGCGGGCACAGUAAUGGCAGUCGGAAAGCAUGGCUUGAUGGCCGGCUCGAUGACUGCAAAAACAGCCAGAACUGGACUCGGAGGCUCUUUGGAUGGCACACUGCAUACUCAUGGCGUGUUUGAUGAGCAGGGUUUGACGGCCUGGAAUGCGUUGUUUGGAAUGGUGGGAAAGUCAUUCUCCGCUGGGCAAUGGCUCUUGACGUGCAAGGUGAUUGCCACAACCAGCUCGAACGAGAAAGCCGAGCUACUGAAGAAGCUGGGUGCUGACCACGUUCUCAACUACCGCACGAGCAACGACUGCGGUGACAUUGCCAAGAGCUUGACGGGAGGAGAAGGCGUCGAUCUCGUGAUCGAAGCGGGUGGCCCUACUACUCUGGCGCAAAUCGUUCAAAGUGUCAAGCUUGAUGGCACGAUCAGCAUUGUAGGAUCCGUGGGCGGGCAGAGUCUGUUCACUGCGCGUGGUGUAUGGGUUGGUAGUCGUACUCAGAUGGAAGACAUGUGCAAAUUGAUCGCGGCGAGCCCGGACAGCCUGAAGCCAGUGGUCGACGACAAGAUUUUCUCCUUGGACCAGGUGAAGGAAGCUUAUGCAUAUCUUGGGUCGGGACAGCACAUAGGCAAGGUAUGCGUGCAGAUUGUCUAG